AUGCUAAAAGAAAAAGUUUUACCGAAUCAACAAACUGUGGAUUAUCCUAGCUUCAAGCUUGUUAUUGUUGGCGAUGGCGGCACUAGAAAGACAACAUUUGUGAAGAGGCAUUUGACAGGGGAGUUUGAGAAAAAGUAUGAACCAACUAUUGGUGUGGAAGUUCAUCCACUUGAUUUCUUUACAAACUGUGGAAAGAUUCGAUUCUAUUGUUGGGAUACGGCUGGCCAAGAGAGAUUUGGUGGUCUCAGAGAUGGUUACUACAUACAUGGACAAUGUGCUAUCAUAAUGUUCGAUGUUACAGCACGCUUGACUUAUAAAAACGUUCCUACAUGGCACCGUGAUCUCUGCAGAGUGUGCGAGAACAUUUCCAUUGUUCUUUGCGGAAACAAGGUUGAUGUAAAGAACAGGCAAGUAAAGGCUAAGCAGGUCACGUUUCACCGGAAAAAGAAUCUCCAGUACUAUGAAAUAUCUGCCAAGAGCAACUAUAAUUUCGAGAAACCUUUCUUGUACCUUGCCCGAAAACUUGCUGGAGAUCUUAAUCUUCGCUUUGUUGAAAGUCCUGCUCUUACUCCUCCAGAAGUAUAUAUUGAUUUGGUUCAACAGCAACUGCAAGAUUUUUCUUUUCUUUCCUGUGUGUUCAGUUUCAUUGCUUAGAAAUAACAUCGAAAUCUUGUCAGUUUCAUAUUCCUCCUUACCCUUUAGAAAGGGAGUUUAUUUAUUAGGCAUACUCAUCUUGUGAGUUGUCUGGUUGGGUGGUGCCUUUUUCCUGCAUGCACGAGCAGGAGCUUCUCCAAGCAGCUGUUCAGCCUCUCCCUGAUGAUGACAAUGACGCAUUUGAUUAGAGGACUUGAGUGCUGGAAGCUUCAUCUUUUUUAGUUCUUUUAUGGUUCUCUGUAGUUCUCUAUUGAGGAAAUUAGACUCAGCACUUGAUUAUCAAAAAUAAUUCCAAAAAUACUUGAGCAUCUUUUUUUUUCUGUCAACACUUAAUUUCACCUUUUUAUUUCAUCCAGCACUUGAUUUCACCUUUUUAUUUCAUCCAGCACUUGAUUUUACCUUUUUAUUUCAUCCAACACUUAACCCAACAUUUUUAUUUCGUCCAACAUUUAACUUCAUUUUUUUUAUUCAUCCAACAUUUAACUUCAUUUUUUUAAGAUUUAGAAUUUAGAUUUUAGGAUUUUAGGGGUUUAGAGUUUAUGAUUUUAGGGUUAGGGUUUAGCAUGAUUUAGGGUUUAGGAUUUAAGAUUUAGGAUAUAGGGUUUAGCAUGAUUUAGGAUUUAGGGUUUAGCAUGAUUUAGGGUUUAGAGUUUGGAGUUUAGGGUUUAGGGUUUAGCAUGUUUUAGGGUUUAGAGUUUGGAGUUUAGGGUUUAGGGUUUAGGCUUUAGCAUGAUUUAGGGUUUAGGGUUUAGUAUAGUUUAGGGUUUAGGGUUUAGAGAAAUAAGAUUUUAAGUGUUAGAUCUAAUGUUUUUAUUAAAUCAAGUGCUAGGUGCAAUUUAUUUUCUUUUGUAAGUAUUGUCCGCAAAUAAAAACGAACAUAAGUAUUUUUGAGAUUAUUUUAAUAAAA
Mercurialis annua (annual mercury) is the source of this 1561-nucleotide messenger RNA. RefSeq names its product GTP-binding nuclear protein Ran-B1-like. The transcript is spliced from 7 exons. The record is from RefSeq and is a predicted model, not a curated record. Gene Ontology annotation, cellular component: cytoplasm; nucleus. Bases 1 to 654 code for a protein of 217 amino acids. Gene Ontology annotation, molecular function: GTP binding; GTPase activity. Lineage: Eukaryota; Viridiplantae; Streptophyta; Magnoliopsida; Malpighiales; Euphorbiaceae. Gene Ontology annotation, biological process: protein import into nucleus; ribosomal subunit export from nucleus.